This is a messenger RNA of Myodes glareolus (Bank vole), 800 nucleotides long. Lineage: Eukaryota; Metazoa; Chordata; Mammalia; Rodentia; Cricetidae. The record is from RefSeq and is a predicted model, not a curated record.
ACCGUGGUUUGCAAGCGACGUCUAGGCUCCUAUGGCGGCCUCGGAUCAGGCUGGUCGUUCCCUGCUAGGCUGUGAUCUACCCGCAGUUCCCGGUGGAGAGCUAGAAACCAGAAGCAUCCGAAGCCUCCACAAGUAGCUAUGGUCAAUCAAACAGGUGAUAUUCUUCAGUAAUCAAGAUGUCCUCAGCACCUGAGCCUCCAACAGCAAAGAAAGACCCACCGAAAGAGAGGAGCUUUGAAAACCCAGGCCUCCGAGGGACGCACACGACAACCUUAUUUCGAGCUGUGAAUCCUGAGCUCUUCAUUAAACCUGUAAGACCUGCAUCCAGGAGACUUGUUCACUUUUCUGUAGCAUUGAACAAACCCGUAAUGGCUUUUGGAUUGGUAGCCCUUUCACUUUGUGUGGCUUACAUUGGUUAUCUGCACGCAACACAAGAGAACAAAAAGGACCUCUCUGAAGCCAUUGAUAGUGAAGGGCAUCGCUACAUGAGGAAAAAGACAUCUAAAUGGGAUUAAGUGCUGUUUCCUUGAGAUGGAACAUUAUUGCAGGCUCUGAAAUCUUUAAAUGAAAAACUCUCUGAGAGUAUGGAAUUAUGUUUCUUGAUCCAUAAUCUGUUAACAAGAGAGAAUACACAGUUGGAAGCAGUCCGCUGUGGUAAAUAUAGUCCUGUUACAGCUGCAGCUGUUAGCCCUUUCCCUUCCCACAAACGAGUGUCUCAAUAUUUCUUCUGUGAAAAUGCCAUAAGAAUGGGAAUCUUUUUUGUUCAAUUCUGUAUAAUAAAAGUACCCAGUCCUGUUAAA